This is a messenger RNA of Lodderomyces jiufengensis, 1062 nucleotides long. RefSeq names its product carboxylesterase-mitochondrial 37S ribosomal protein YmS2 (gene PPE1). Bases 1 to 1062 code for a protein of 353 amino acids. The record is from RefSeq and is a predicted model, not a curated record. Gene Ontology annotation, molecular function: protein methylesterase activity. The transcript has a single exon. Gene Ontology annotation, biological process: protein demethylation. Lineage: Eukaryota; Fungi; Ascomycota; Pichiomycetes; Serinales; Debaryomycetaceae.
AUGUCUGAUUUACAUAAAUCAUUUUUGAAAAGAGUUAAACAGAAAGAAGCAAGUUUAGGACUUUCACUGUUAUCGGAAGAACCAAGCAAUACAAAUUUACUGGAAAUAAGUAAUAGUAAUAAGGAAGAUGAUAUUCUAGAUCAAGAAAUACUAAAUAAAUAUCAAAAAGCUAGAUCAAGUUUUGAGACUUCAACUUAUGGAGAUACAAAUAAAUUUUUUAAAUGCUAUUAUAAACCUGCAAAAGAUCAGGGUCCAGUAUUGGUAUGUCUACAUGGAGCUGGAUCUUCAUCGAUGACAUUUGCUGAAUUAAGUAAAAAUAUAGAUUUUGGUAUUUUCUUAUUUGAUAUGAGAGGGCAUGGUGAAUCAUUUUACGAUGGUGAUUAUUCAUUAAAUACUUUAGUUGAAGAUGUACAUUUCAUAUUACAAGAGUUUACUAAAAAACAUAAUCCUUCUUCAUUAUUUUUGCUAGGUCAUUCUUUAGGAGGAGCCGUUUUUGCAGAUUAUGUCAAAAAGUAUCCGAAUAGAAUAAUUCAAGGAUUGAUUUUACUAGAUAUAGUCGAAGAAACAGCAGUAUCAUCACUUGUUGUUAUGCCUCAGUUCAUAGAGAAAAUACCGAAAACAUUUCCAUCAUUAUCAGCUGCUAUACAAUGGCAUAUGAAUUUUUUAUUAUUUAAUGAAACUUCUGCGGAAAUAAGUGUACCAGAUUUGUUAAACCUAAAGGACCUUUCUUGGAAAACUGACUUGAAAAAUACUCAAAAUUAUUGGAAUACUUGGUUUCAUGGUUUAUCCAAGAAUUUUCUAGAUUUUAAAGGAGCAAAAUUAUUAAUAUUAUCCGCUCAUGAAACCUUAGAUAAAGAAUUGAUAAUUGGUCAAAUGCAAGGUAAAUAUCAGUUGGUCGUUUUUAACAACAAUCAAAAAAGUGGUCAUUUUGUUCAUGAAGAUUUACCAAAACAAGUUGCUAUAUGUAUAAAUGAUUUCAUUAAAAAGACAAUUGCUCCUGAAAAAUAUAUGAAAGAGGAUCUAGGAUUUAAACCCAAAUGGGGUGGUAAAAUUAAUUCAUAA